GAGGGAGGGAGAGAGGAAUCUCAAUUUCGCCGCCAGCCAAACGACACCAAAAGAAUCAGACGAGCCGCGAAAACCCCACUGCUGUGCCCGCCAAACGCCAACCCAAGUGAAAAUCAACUCCCUCAAGCGACCCCAGCAUCUCUCCCUCUCUCUCUCUCCCCCUCUCUCUCCGUACAAUUCUCAAUCGUAACAAAAUGGGCGGCCAGGAUUGCUUCAAAUACGAGGUCCGCCAGACCGCCUACAUCAAGCUCGUCCUCCAUGCCCUCAACCACAAGACCUCCUCCGUCAACGGCAUUCUCCUCGGCCGUCUCCUCGACGAUCGGAACACCGUCGAGAUCGCUGAUGCUGUUCCCCUUUCUCACUCUCAGAUCGGACUCCUCCCCACCCUCGAAAUCGCCCUAACCCUGAUAGAGGAACACUUUGCGGUUGAAGGUUUGAGCAUCGUCGGGUAUUACCAUGCAAAUGAGAGAUAUGAGGAUCACGAGCUUGGAAGCAUCGCGAGGAAGAUCGGUGAUCAUAUCUUCCGAUACUUCCCCCAGGCUGCUUUGCUUUUGUUGGAUAACAGGAAGCUUGAAGCCUUGCCGAAAGGGAGUGAUCGGAAUCCUGUUGUACAGCUAUAUACAAGGGAUGCAUCUAAAACUUGGCGUCAAGCUGGAUCAGAUGCAAGUAGCAGUCAGUUGGCACUGAAAGAACCAUCCGCAAAUAUAGUCUUGUUGGAUUACAUUUCAACUGAGAAAUGGCGACAGAUAGUGGAUUUUGAUGACCAUCUCGAGGACAUCAGCAAGGACUGGUUGAACUCGGAUCUAUUCAAUUAGAACGUCAUUUGGUUUUCCUGGCAUUUUCAUUAGUGGAUACUAGCUACCUGUUUAAGACCUUCAUUUAUCAUUUUUAUUGCACGGAGUUACUUGAGAGGCACCUGGAGCUCUUGGCUUAAGAUAUGGAAGCUGUAACUGAUUAGGGUCUUGGUCUAAACCUAUAAGGUUUCGUAAUUUGAAUUAGACAGUGCUCUUGUUUUGCUGGAUUAGUGUAUUUGUUAAACGAUACUGUAGCAGGUCGUUAAUGGAGGAUUUUUUUUUUUGCAUU
Magnolia sinica is the source of this 1083-nucleotide messenger RNA. RefSeq names its product ER membrane protein complex subunit 8/9 homolog. The transcript is spliced from 5 exons. NCBI's taxonomy places the organism in Eukaryota, Viridiplantae, Streptophyta, Magnoliopsida, Magnoliales, Magnoliaceae. Gene Ontology annotation, cellular component: EMC complex. Bases 195 to 815 code for a protein of 206 amino acids. The record is from RefSeq and is a predicted model, not a curated record.